AUGAUUUCAGGUACAGGACAGCAGCAGGCGAUGCAAUGCCAGUGGUGCGAGAGCACCCAUCACACUGUGGAAGACUUCCAGGCGAUGCGUGAGUCCAGUACACCCCAGGAGCAGGUGAACUUCAUCAACAAUGUCCGGCGCAACGACCCAUACAGUAACACCUACAAUGAGGAAUGGCGCCAGCAUCCAAAUUUCUCCUGGAGUGGCAACAACAAUCCAAAGCCACCUGGCUUCCAGGCUCCUGCAGCUAGUUUCCCAAACCAGAGGCAGCCAUACCAGCCUCGGCCGGGCCAGAUGCAGCAACAACAGCCACUCUAUCAGCCCAGACAGGGGCAGGCUUUUCAACAGCCCCCACAGCAGCAGUACUAG
This is a messenger RNA of Linum trigynum, 369 nucleotides long. The record is from the annotation of a GenBank genome assembly. Lineage: Eukaryota; Viridiplantae; Streptophyta; Magnoliopsida; Malpighiales; Linaceae.